AUGGUCUUUGUGGUCCUGGUGGUGGUGGUGGUGGUGGUCCUGGUGGUGGUGGUCCUGGUGGUGGUGGUUGUGGUGGAAAUGCGUGCAGUUGAAAUAUUUUUUCUUCCUGACUUCAUCUUUAUAUUCCAGCUAUUUCAAGAAAGCCUUGACCAGACCAUAAUGACCGUUGGCGGUGGUUGUAACUACACUUUCCGAGAUAUCCUUACAGCGAUGCAUGAUGCAGUCGAUUUGCCUUUAUUUUCAAAAUCUCCUGCACACAAAGUAGAGUCACAUGCUGUGUUUGGAGCGUUGUAUUUUGGCAAUAUUGCAACUGGAAAACUUGAGCCUCAUGAACGGUCAUAUUCAGAUUUUUACAUGACAUGA
This is a messenger RNA of Umbelopsis ramanniana AG, 363 nucleotides long. RefSeq lists its product as uncharacterized. The record is from RefSeq and is a predicted model, not a curated record. The transcript has 4 exons. Lineage: Eukaryota; Fungi; Mucoromycota; Umbelopsidomycetes; Umbelopsidales; Umbelopsidaceae. Bases 1 to 363 code for a protein of 120 amino acids.